Mesoplodon densirostris (Blainville's beaked whale) is the source of this 2973-nucleotide messenger RNA. It is a transcript of the gene MMEL1, whose product is annotated as membrane metalloendopeptidase like 1. Gene Ontology annotation, molecular function: metalloendopeptidase activity. The transcript is spliced from 31 exons. Gene Ontology annotation, cellular component: plasma membrane. Gene Ontology annotation, biological process: protein processing. NCBI's taxonomy places the organism in Eukaryota, Metazoa, Chordata, Mammalia, Artiodactyla, Ziphiidae. The record is from RefSeq and is a predicted model, not a curated record.
AUGGGGCUCGGGCCUCAGAGAGCAGCCCCAGUCCUGUCCCUGGCUUGGGACCUGCAGGGCCUGGGCCCCCUGAAGGACAAAACUCCCAAGCUGGGCCCCAAACCCACGCUUUCAGCAAGGUUGUUCUCCAGGGAACCCAGUGCCUCCUCCCCCACCUGCUGUGCAGAACCCUCCACCCCCCGAGGGUCCCCUGAUGAGCGGAGCAGCCAGGCGUCUACUCAGCAGGCCAGAGAUCCCCGCGCUGAGCCUGUGGGUGCCCGACUCGCCACAGCUCUCCAGGACCUGAUGCUCUUUGCGGAGCCCCCGACGGCAGAAGCUGGGAAGGUGGAGCUAACUGCCGUCAAGCCCCUCACCACCGAGCGCAUCUCCCAGAAGCUUUUCACAUGUGUUACUGUUUUCUUUUUCUCCCUGGAGGCUGAAGCCAGCAGCCCAGACAGCUUCCAGGCCAGGCUGCCAGCCCCUCGCUCUGGCUGGGGAGGGGGCCAACGUAAGAGGCCACCUGAACGUGGACUGGAAUAUUCCAACGAGACCCAGUGCAGGCCUUCUGCCCCACCCCUGGGAGCCCUCCCGACCCAGCCUUCCGAGACCUGCCUGUGGGUAGCGACCUUUCUGAGUGACCCGCAGAGACUUGCAGUGAGAAAGCCCGAGAGCCCAGUGGGGACGGUGGAGGCCGCCGGCCGCGCAGGGCAGGAGCACCGAGGCUUCCUGGAGGGAGGGCGGCUGCUGCUGCUGCUGCUUCUGGUGACCGGCGCCCAGGUGCCCUCAGGCGACCUACACGCAGAGGCAGGGAAGCAGCUGCCACUCUUCACUAGCCGGCUUUGCUUCUCAAAGGAAGAGAAGACCGUUGUAAAGCGAACACCCCGCGACAUCCAAAAACCCAAGGACACCGGCGAAACCUGCACCACCCCUGGCUGCAUGAUGGCAGCCGCCAGGAUGCUCCAGAACAUGGACCCGUCCAAGGAACCCUGUGACGACUUCUACCAGUACGCGUGAGGGGGCUGGCUGCGGCGCCACGUGAUCCCCAAGACCAACUCACAAUACAGCAUCUUCGACAUCCUCCAGGAUGAGCUGGAGAUCAUUCUCAAAGGGGUGCUAGAGAAUUCUACCACCAAGGAUCGGCCAGCUGUACAGAAGGCCAAGGUGCUGUACCGCUCCUGCAUGAACGAGAAUGAGAUAGAAAAGCGAGACUCGCAGCCCCUGCUGGACAUCCUGGAGGUGGUAGGAGGCUGGCCAGUGGCCAUGGACAAGUGGAGCGAGAGCGUAGGCCCCCGGUGGGAGCUGGAGCAGCAGCUGGCCGUGAUGAACGCGCAGUUCAACCGGCGGGUCCUCAUCGACCUCUUCGUCUGGAACGACAACCAGAACUCCAGCCAGUACAUCAUCUACAUAGACCAGCCAACCUUGGGCAUGCCGUCCCGAGAGCACUACUUCAAUGAGGGCAGCGACCAGAAGGUACGGGAAGCCUACCUGCAGUUCAUAGUGUAGGUGGCCACGAUGCUUCGGGUGGACAUGAACCUCCCCCAGAACAGCGACCUGGUGCAGGAGGACAUGGCCCAGGUGCUGGAGCUGGAGACGCAGCUGGCCAACGCCACGGCCGCCUGGGAGGAGCGGCACGACGUCACCGCCCUGUACCACAGGAUGGACCUGGAGCAGCUCCAGAACAAGUUCGGUCUGAAGGGAUUUAACUGGACUCUCUUCAUACAAUCUGUGCUAUCCUCUGUCAAAAUCGAGCUGCUGCCAGAUGAGGAAGUGGUGGUCUAUGGCAUCCCCUACCUCCAGAAUCUUGAAGACAUCAUCGAUGUCUACUCAUCCAGGACCAUGCAGAACUACCUGGUCUGGCGCCUGGUGCUGGACCUCAUCAGCAGCCUGAGCCAGAGAUUCAAGGAUGCACGUGCAAACUACGGCAAGGCGCUGUACGGCACAACGGUGGAGGAGGUGCGCUGGCGGGAGUGCGUCAGCUACGUCAACAGCAACAUGGAGAGUGCCGUGGGCUCACUCUACGUCAAGGAGGCCUUCCCCGGGGACAGCAAGAAUGUGGUCGGAGAGCUCGUCGACAAGCUGCGGGCAGUGUUCGUGGAGACCCUGGACGAGCUGAGCUGGAUGGAUGAGCCAUCCAAGGAGAAGGCCCAGGAGAAGGCCAUGAGCAUCCAGGAGCAGAUUGGGUAUCCCGACUACAUCCUGGAGGAGGGGAACAAACUCCUGGACGAGGAGUAUUCCAAUCUGAAAUUCUCGGAGCACCUGUACUUUGAGAAUGGACUGCAGAAUCUCAAGGCUGACACCCAGCGGAGCCUCAAGAAGCUUCGGGAGAAGGUGGACCAAAACCUCUGGAUCAUCGGGGCCGCCGUGGUGAAUGCGUUCUACUCCCCAAACCGAAACCAGAUUGUGUUUCCUGCCGGGAUCCUCCAGCCCCCUUUCUUCAGCAAGGAGCAGCCACAGGCCUUGAACUUUGGGGGCAUCGGGAUGGUGAUUGGGCACGAGAUCACCCAUGGCUUUGAUGACAACGGCCGGAACUUCGACAAGAACGGGAACAUGAUGGACUGGUGGAGUGACUUCUCAGCCCAGCACUUCUGCAAGCAGUCGGAGUGCAUGGUCUACCAGUAUGGCAACUACUCCUGGGACCUGGCCGACGACCAGAAUGUGAAUGGCUUCAGUACCCUCGGGGAAAACAUCGCAGACAAUGGAGGGCUGCGGCAGGCCUACAAGGCUUACCUAAAGUGGGUGGCGGAAGGCGGCAAGGACCAGCAGCUGCCAGGACUGGAGCUGACCCACACGCAGCUGUUCUUCAUCAGCUACGCACAGGUGUGGUGCGGGUCCUACCGGCCCGAGUUCGCCAUCCAGUCCAUCAAGACUGACGUCCACAGCCCCCUGAAGUACAGGGUGCUGGGCUCGCUGCAGAACCUGGCCGCCUUUGCGGGCGCAUUCCACUGCGCGCGGGGCUCCCCCACGCACCCGAAGGUGCGAUGCCGUGUCUGGUAG